UCAUCCACUUUGUGCUCCGUCUUUUUAUCUGACAAGCAAAAAUCUUCAGAUUUCUGAUUGACAAGAAUAUUUAGUUUUAAAUUACGAUUCAUUUAGCAGACGAUCAGAGAGUAAGAGCAAGGAUCUAGAGAGGAGGAGACAAGGAAGUGUAAACAAGCAGCUUUAAGUCUGAGAGGACACACAGGUGCUGACAGGAAGUGACCUGAGGUGCUGACAGGAAGUGACAGAAGUGUAGACCUGGAUCAGAGAGUUAAAGUAAGGAGGAGACGUUUGUAAGCGAGCAGCAGAUGGGAGCAUCUCCUCGGGCAGGUCAGCUGGGUGACGUGCUGGUUUGUGGAGGUUGCAGACGAGUCGCUCUGCUGCGUGUUUGAUGGUUCAUGUUGGGAACAUGUCUGAUAACUGCUGUAGAAUAAAAAAACAUCUGAAUGUGUUUCAGGGCGUUUUUCACUUUCACAUAAACUCAAAACAUCAAGUCAACUCCACGUUUUAAAAGUCCAGGUAAGGUCUUCAACUUGGACAGACUGUGGUCUCCAUGUUGAAGAGGAAACAGAGACGGGUUAAUGAAACCUGACUCAGUGUUUACACGAUGUAUGAUUGAGAUAUUUACUCGAUAAGGAAGUGACUUCAUAACGUGUUGAAAUAUUCUUAUUUACAUUCAGAGCUCGUGUUUGGUUUCAGGCACUCGCUGACAGAUAAGGACGUUUCAGACAGGAUGUGGUCACAUGUCCGACCUGUUGUCAACAGAGAAGACCCUGAUCGCCUCCCUGAAGGACUACAUCCGAGCGGAGGAGAGCAAACUGGAGCAGAUAAAAGAAUGGGCAGACAGAGUGGAUGCCCUCUCUGCAGCAGCCUCUCAGGACCCUGAAGGUUUCCUGGGUCAUCCUGUGAACGCCUUCAAACUGAUGAGGAGACUCAACAAAGAGUGGGCGGAGCUAGGGAACUUUGUGCUCACUGACGUGUCGGGCGCGUUCAUCUCUAACCUCACCAUCCAGAGGCAGCACUUCCCGAACGACGACGACCAGAACGGCGCCGCCGAGGCGCUCAUGAGGCUUCUGGACACCUACCAGCUGGACACGGAAACCAUCUCCACGGGGAGGCUGCCAGGCUCCUCCCCCGACUCCUCCGUGCACAGCGUGCUGACCGUCGACGACUGCUUCGACCUCGGGAAGGUGGCGUACGCGAAGGCAGACUACUACCAGUCGGAGCUGUGGAUGGUCCAGGCGCUGAAGCAGAUGGACGAGGGCGAGACGGCCAAGACCGCCGACGCUGUCACCAUCCUGGACUACCUGAGCUACUCGGUGUACCAGCAGGGGGCGGUGGUGAGGGCGUUCCAGUUCACCAAGAGGCUGCUGGAGCUUGACCCGACUCACCAGCGAGCCAACGGGAACCUGAAGUACUUUGAGGACGUGCUGGGGAAACGGAUGAAGGUGAAGGAGAGGAGGCGGGGCAAGGCGGAGGGGGGGCGGAGGGAAGGCCGGCCCGUGGAUCACCUGCUGGAGAGGGACAAGUACGAAGAGCUGUGUCGCGGCGAGGGCCUCAAGAUGACUCCUCGCAGACAGAGCCGCCUCUUCUGCCGUUACUACGACAACAACCGCCAUCCGAAAUACGUCAUAGGUCCGGUGAAGCAGGAGGACGAGUGGGACCGCCCGCGCAUCGUCAGAUAUCACGACAUCGUGUCGGACAGAGAGAUGGAGAAGGUGAAAGAGCUCGCCAAACCCAG
Labrus bergylta (ballan wrasse) is the source of this 1720-nucleotide messenger RNA. The record is from RefSeq and is a predicted model, not a curated record. NCBI's taxonomy places the organism in Eukaryota, Metazoa, Chordata, Actinopteri, Labriformes, Labridae.